CGCAACUCGCUGAGAGACUGGAGUCUGCUGACUCUUGUGGAUCUGGGAACAAGAUCUGACACCAGAAAACCAAACAGAUCACCAGACAUUGCCAUUCUGCCUUUCCUCCGAGUUCCUGAGAACUGCCCACGGACAUACAACCUGAUGUCCUAUGAUCCUGAUGACGACCAGGUUCGAUGCCGACAUGGAAUCCUCAGCGAAAAAGAGUGUCACGGGUGCAACCCGCCUUCAGGCUUCCACUUGGAUCAGGAAUCUUGCACAUUACACUACUACAAUGCAAGCGCCCACCCAAGUGUUUUUGGAUUUGAGUUGGUGGUGGAAGACUUCCCGAGACGCGACAUCACACUGACCUACUCAGACGGGUCCAAGUACAACAAGGCUCCACUGCCUCGGUUUAGGGGAAGGAGAGCCGUUUCCCAACAGCCAGGGGGUAGUACAACUUCUGGGCCAUCAACUGCACAGACCACAGGAUUCAUUUCUUCUACUUUGUGGUUGUCUACAUCCGAAGCCACAGUCACAGCCUCAACAACAACCACAGCACAACCAUCCACAGCCACAGCCUCAACCAUAGCCACAGACACACAAUCAUCUGCAGCCACAACCACAACCACAACCACAGCCUCAACCACAGCCUCAACCACAGCCUCAACCACAGCCUCAACCACAGCCUCAACCACAACCACAACCACAGCCUCAACCACAGCCUCAACCACAGCCUCAACCACAGCCUCAACCACAGCCUCAACCACAGCACAAUCAUCCGCAGCCACAGCCACAGCCUCAACCACAGCACAAUCAUCCGCAGCCACAGCCACAAACAACCCUGGUCCUCUCAGUAAACUGCCUUUGCAAUUCUCUGUACUUGUGGACCCACCUGCUCCCUCAUGUAAGUACGGAGACUUCUUGCCCAAGUUAGUGGAUCCAACUCCUCAGAACGGAGAACAACUCUCCGGAGAGGUCAACAAAGAGCUGGAGAUCAGAGUCAAAGCCUUUGCUUCAAAAGCAAAAAUACAGAACGUUAUCCUCAGUGGGCCGCAGAACAUCAGCAAGCACAAGAACACGCAGGGCGAGUUCGUCAUCAGGUGGACGCCUACGGCUGACGACGUGGGAGCUUAUCACCCAAUCUGCUUUGCGGUUGAAGCAGUGAAAACGUCUGCUGUGAACAGCAUAAGCAACGGCACGGUUCGAGUCUAUCAGUCUGAGAUGAGGUGUAUCGUGGUGAAAAUCAGGUCAAAGGAUGUUGAAUCCCACGUGGUCUGCAAUGAGUCGACAAUGACAGUACAUAUUCUCAAAUCGACGCUGCAUGGAAUCACUGAGGAUCAUCUGAAGCUCAGUGAUUCCACCAACACCGCCUGCAACCUGUCGACACACUCCAACAGCACCCACGUCAUCGCCGUCGUCCCCCUCAACGCGUGCGGCACCCAGAUCGAGGAAGAUGAUGAGUUCCUCACAUUCAAGAAUGAAAUCACCAGCGUGGACAAGAGCACCGACCUGAUCACCAGGAAGCACCAGCUGGAGGUGAACUUCUGCUGCCAGUACCCCAAACGAGGAAACAUAACACUGAGCUUCACGGCGCACAGGGAGAACGUCACAGUGUGGGACAAGGGCUACGGCACCUUCACCUACAACUUCGAGUUCUACCCCAACAACCUGUACCAGCAAAGCAUCGACGGAGGCUUAUACCCUCUGGAGUAUUACCUGCAGAGCAGGAUCUACAUGCAGAUAGAGGCCACAUCUUCACUCAACAACACCGAGCUGUUCAUCGACUCCUGCAGCGCCGCACCAUUUGACAACCCCAACUACCAUCCAACCUACCCCAUCAUUGAGAAUGGGUGCAAAGUGGACCCAACUGUUGAGAUCUACACACCCGACCACAACAAACAGUUCAGGUUCAGCAUGAAGGCCUUCAAGUUCAUUGGACUAUACGACCAGGUGUACGUCACCUGUUCAGUCCUGAUGUGUGAGGCAGGAAACCCCAACACCAGGGCCUCGCAGGGCUGCAUCAACUCCACGUGGACGAGCGGUCACCAUCACAUCGGAAAGAGAGAGACUGUCAUCCAGAGCACGAACCACUUCAUUUCCCAGGGCCCCCUGCGCUUGAGGAGAUCGGUAGAGACCCCCGCAGCCACAGUGACCAACCCGGGCCUGAACCUGAACCUGGUAUUCAUCGCUGGCUGUCUUCUUGCAGUCAUCGGCAUGAUCUGCGGAGUGGUCACGUACAAGGUCAAAAUGUCAAAGGUCAACUACAAACCUCUGCUUGAAAGUUAAGACAGCGCUUGAAAACUCAGUCUUACAUGAAGUAUAUCAGAAUAUUUAAACCUUUAGUUAGAUGAUUUUUUUUCCAGUAGGUUUUUGGGUGUUCAUGUAUAUCUUCAUUCACACAUUUAAAUGAAUUAACCUUACUUAUACCUCAUUAGAAAUGUCCACAGCUACAUGUGUAUAAGCUGUGGACAUACCGCAAUCAGGAGAAAUAUAUCUGUGCAACUGGAAAAUCAUAGAGAAACUUUAAUAUGAAAUAACACUGAUAGUACUACAGCUGCUCUGUUAAUGUUAUAAGGUGUGGGAUGACAAUUAUUAUUUAUAACCGAUUCUAUUUGUAUUUACUACAGUAUGAUUUAAUGCAAAAAUGUUUAUUUUUAUGUCAUAGUCAUUAUAUUUAAGGUUUUCAAAGGCAAAUGAAUGUAAGAAACUUAACAAUAAAAUAUAUUCACGCAUA
Seriola aureovittata is the source of this 2716-nucleotide messenger RNA. RefSeq lists its product as uncharacterized. The coding region runs from base 145 to 2268 and encodes 707 amino acids. The record is from RefSeq and is a predicted model, not a curated record. The transcript has 11 exons. Lineage: Eukaryota; Metazoa; Chordata; Actinopteri; Carangiformes; Carangidae.